This is a messenger RNA of Telopea speciosissima, 1583 nucleotides long. Its product is annotated as protein AGENET DOMAIN (AGD)-CONTAINING P1-like. The record is from RefSeq and is a predicted model, not a curated record. Lineage: Eukaryota; Viridiplantae; Streptophyta; Magnoliopsida; Proteales; Proteaceae. The transcript is spliced from 2 exons. Bases 496 to 1113 code for a protein of 205 amino acids.
UUUCUUGAUUCACUUUAAUCUUUUAAUUACAUUUAAUUUUAGCAUAUUGUUAUGUCUGCUUACAAUUGUUAGUUUUCACAUGGAGUCCUUCUAUAGGGUAUUGCAGCAUCUAUUCUUUAGGGUUAUUUGCAUUUAUCUAAUUCUGCAUACUCUUCAUGCAUGUGCAACCAGGGUAAAGUCUAACAUACAUGCUGCACUUUGCUUGCAAAAAAUUCAAGUAAGCAUACACAGCUCUUGAGAAUCAGAUGUCAAAAUCUUCUCAAAAUAAUAAAAUGAAAGGGACAAUGUUAGGCUUUUCAGUUUUUAUAUAUUAUGUUUACAUGUGGGUUUUAUGGCAUAAAUGUUUUGGCGCAGAUUCAAAUUUGGUUUUUCUGCAUAAUUUUGAUGUUUUGAAAUGACUGGUUACCAAUCUUAAACGUAGAAUCUUAAAAUCAAAUGCUCAUUUCCUGUUACUUUUUUUUUGGUUUCUCAUGUUCACUUAGUUUCUAAUGGCUCAUGUUGCAGAGUGUCUUGUCGAAACCAGCAGGGAGUAACAUGUCAAAGCCAGAGGGAAGUAAGGUGCCAAAACCAAAGAGCUCAUCAAAAAAGCAUUCAUCAAAGUCGAAGGUGAAGUUUGAAAAGAGUGUCUUGUCGAAACCAGAGGGGAGUAAUGUGCCAAAACCAGAGGGUCCAUCAAAAAAGCAUUCAUCAAUGUCGAAGGUGAAAUUUGAAAAGGGAACAGAAGUGGAGAUCUGCAGUGAUGAAGCAGGUUAUGUUGGUGCUUGGUUUGUUGCAACCUAUGUCAAAAAAGUAGGGAAUAAGUACUUGAUUGAGCAUAAGCACUUCUUCACAGACGAAACUGAGACUGAGCACCAUAAAGAAAAGGUGGAUGCUCAGCACAUCAGGCCUCUUCCUCCUGAGAUUCCAGUGGUUAACCGUUUCAAACGUCUUGAAGAAGUCGAUGCUUGGUACAGUGAUUCUUGGUGGGUGGGUGCAAUCUCCAAAGUUCUUGACAAUUCAAAGUACUUGGUAUACUUCAGGAACACUAAAGAAGAAUUGGAGUUUGAACAUUCUAACUUGAGGCAUCAUCAAGAUUGGAUUGAUGGCCAAUGGAUUAGGGCUGCCCAGGUAUGAUUCCUUCAUACUCUCAGUUCUCAUUUUCUUUGCGUCAUAUAUGAUAUUGUGGCAGUAUAGCAUUCCUCAAAUGCUACUGUCUCCACAACCCACAAAUAUAAGCAGUCGAUCCUUUUAAAAAUUCUCUUAAAUUUGCGUUGUAUGAAUCUUCUUUAUUUUCUGAGAUCAUUCCAAGCAGUUCAACUUCAAUCUUAAUCUGUUUUUAGCAAGAACCUGUGUUUUCUUUACAAGAACUUCCUAUGGGUGUUGAUAUUUGGCUUGCUGGGCCCCUUUACAGGCUUUAUCCUUGUGAUCGUGGAUGGAGUACAGGAAUUUGUAUGGUGACCUUCCAUCUUGUGACACAAUGUUUGUUCCUGCACAUCGAGACUCGUCUUUACUACUUGUAAUUCUAGGCUGUUUGGAUUUUUAGGAUAUCAUUACUGAAUACAUGAUCAUGGGUUUUUGAAAUUGUGACCCCUCAUGUAUUGUUU